AUGAUCUUUCUCCUGCUCGUUGCACUAACAGAAUCAAGUGUUGCUGGUGAUGAGAAUGAAGCAGUGAUAUUGGAUACCAACUGGGAUCCAGUUAAGGCCAACACUCCAUAUCGAGUCAGAAUGCGUGUGGCUGGACAGCCAGGAUAUCUCUCCCGUCAGAUAUUGGCUCUUAACGCCACGUCAUGCAGAGAAGGCGCCGUAGCAGCCGGUUUGUUUCCAGGCCGUGCAGAGCCAGUGAUCAUGCUCGUAUUACCAUCAUCGUCGUCGGCCGACGACGUCGUACCGCUAUCAACAGAACUUAGCGUUAAGUUCACAAAUCCCAGUCACUGCAAUGAGUCCGGGUUUUUGAGGGUUUCAGGACUCGAUAAGGAGACGGUUGAGACGGUACUUACGGACGGAUCAAAGUCAAGAAGUGACAGCACGUUCACCAUCAGGAAAGCAUCUUAUAUUACUUACAAGUUUUCCUUCGGCAGCAGUGUUGAUCUUGCCGAUAAUUCAACGGAGAUCGUUGGAGUUGUUUUUUCUAUCUCGACAGAGAUGCUGAUAACACGGAGAGCAGCAGAGAAUGACAACAUAUCUGUUCAAGUUGAUUCCCCAACUCAAGUUGAUCCUGUCUCAGCUUCUGUCACCAUAAGUACUUCUACGGAAGUUCAUCUCAAGUUGAACUACAUUAGCUCAAGUUGCUUCUGCCUCAUCUCCUGCCACCAUAAGUACUUCUACGGAAGCUCCAUCUGCUCAAUUGACCCUACGUUAGCUCAAGUUGCUUCUGUCUCAACUCCUGUCACUGAGGUACCUCCUUGUGACCCAAUUACUACUUUUGUGUCUACAACACAACCUAUUAAUCAAGCUACUAUCAUCGCUGAGGAAUUUAUUGAGUCUCCUACUUUAGGGGCUGCUAGUUCUUUAUCAACAGAUAUCAUUGCUCAAGGAAACUCCACUUUCCAUUUGGAGAGCGAGAGAUUGAUUGAGCGAGAUCUUGGUUCUAAUAAGUUUGCCUCAUUGGCUUUACCGGAAGAAGAAGCAGAGAUUCAGACAAGGAGUCAGAUGAGACGGAUUUUAUGA
Messenger RNA from Microthlaspi erraticum, 1062 nucleotides. NCBI's taxonomy places the organism in Eukaryota, Viridiplantae, Streptophyta, Magnoliopsida, Brassicales, Brassicaceae. The record is from the annotation of a GenBank genome assembly.